Messenger RNA from Abrus precatorius (Indian licorice), 2159 nucleotides. Its product is annotated as senescence-associated carboxylesterase 101. The transcript is spliced from 4 exons. Lineage: Eukaryota; Viridiplantae; Streptophyta; Magnoliopsida; Fabales; Fabaceae. Gene Ontology annotation, biological process: lipid metabolic process; defense response. Gene Ontology annotation, molecular function: carboxylic ester hydrolase activity. The record is from RefSeq and is a predicted model, not a curated record. Bases 177 to 1898 code for a protein of 573 amino acids.
UGUUGACCCGUGUGUUGACUUGUUAUUCGAAGCUUUGCAAUGGAUUCUACUCUUCCCUAUGUCUUUCCACUGAAUUUCCUAAUCAUAAACCCAUCAGAGACUUUAAAUUCACCAUUAAAUAAACGCACAGAGUUCAUCAUCUCAAGCAUUUGUUCUCAAAUCUCAACUCAACCACCAUGACUCAGUCCCAAUCAUUUAGCAAUGGAAUGGAGCUUGCAACCUUUGUGACAAGCUCUGGUGUUCUUUGUAGAACAUGGGAUGUUAUAGAUUCUCGUUACCAAGGAAUCACUUCAUGCGUUGGAAAUGGAAUGUUCUGGAAGGUUUAUGAAGAACCGGGUUCUGGUUUGACCGUUGUAGCGUUUGAGGUCAAGGAGGAUUUUAACCUUGAAUCGAAUAGGGUUUCAUCUUCUGAUCUUAGGAAGAAAGGUUGCCUUCAAUUUGAGUUUUUGUGUACUAAGAAAAUUCCAGAUUUCUCUGUUAAUGCCUCUGUGGUUUCACUAUUCUAUGAGAAUCUUCAGGGGCUUGAUCAGUUGAAGUCCCAGAUUAAUAGCAAAUCUCAAGUGAUUGUUACUGGACAUGCUCUUGGAGGAACAAUUGCUGCAAUCUUCACUUUAUCACUAUUAGAUAGCAUUGGUUCGGGAAAGAAACGCCUUCUCUGCAUCACCUUUGGUUCUCCCCUUAUUGGUGAUGAAAAUUUGCUAGCAGCUGUAUCCCGUAAUUCGACAUGGAAUUCUUGCUUUCUACACAUGGUCUCUUGCAAAGAUCCACUUCCAAAAAAAUUGAGACCUUGCACCAGUGAUUACAUGCCUUUUGGAACAUUUCUCUUCUGUUCCGACAAUAAUUCUACUUGUUUUGAGAAUCCUGACUCUAUUUUGGAAGUUCUCUUGAGCUCAAUGCAUGAUCAAAGUCAAGGACUUCGGCGCAUAGAUUAUGGAAACAUAGUGGAAGGUCUCUAUCGUAAAGCAAUUUGCAAGGACUUUACUGCACAGCUGCAAGACUUGCCUCGUUCUAAUUCACUGCAAGCAUGUAUCAGUGUGCAGUUGUUGGCGCUAGGAUUGAUACAACAUAUGCAGCAGCAGCUACAGAUCAAUGAUUUGGUAACAAAGAUCGUAGCACAGGAAAGAAAAUUCAAUUUCCAAAAGGGUGGAAAAUUUGAUCCAUCCAAGAAAUUGAAUGUAAUGAAGAUAGACAUGGCCCAACUUGAAUGGUACAAGAAGGAUUCUAAAAAUCGACAUAUAGGGUACUAUGACAGCUACAAGAAGAUGUACUUAACAAGUGAUCAAGAUGCUGUUAAGUUCCAGAAAAACCUCACAAACUACUGGAAUGAUAUGGUUGAAGAAGUAGAAAUGAAACCUCAGACGGAAGGUGCAGCUUUUCGUACUCGCUGGCUCUAUGGUGGGACUAAUUACAGAAGAAUGGUUGAACCCCUAGAUAUUGCCGAGUACUAUGGGAAGGGCGGCAAAGACUACGUGAAAAACGGAAGAUCUAGACAUUAUAAAGUGUUGGAGGAGUGGGUGAAUGAAGCGAGAACGCCCCCAAGUGAUCCAAAUAGUAUAAGCAAAAAGAAUGUGGAACUAAUUUUGACCAUUGAUUCUUGCUUUUGGGCACAUGUUGAAGAGGCUCUCCUUUCUUGCCAACAGUUGGAGUUUGCACUAUCUAGUUUGGCAGAGAAGGAUGAGGCAACUAGGAAGUUGCUUCAAUUCGAGGAGUAUGUUUAUGAGUCACUUAAGAAAUAUGAAGUGUCACCGGAGAUUUUCCUGAAGGAUAGCAGCUACAUGGCUUGGUGGAAUCGGUAUAAGACAAUUAGGGGAACUACAGGUAUUCCAGCACUAGCAAGCUUCAUGAGCAAUCCUAAUAAUUUUGAUCAAUAUACUGAGGGAACUUAUGACUUCCGCUGAAGUAUGUUUGCGUGGUUCAGCAGUGUAUAAUAAUGAAUUAUGAUUUCAUUUCAUUCUGCACCUUUCAACCUUCUUUGUAUUUCCUUUGUUGAAUGAAGUUGAGAUCCUGGAUUUUCUCUUGUGUUCUGAUAUUGGAAGUUUUUAGAGUUGUGUUUCCCUUGCAAACCUUCAAUCUCUCAUUCUUGGAAUUUUAAGUUGUGUGUAAUAUUAACAUAAUUUGAAGGUUAUGUGUGAAGGAUGGACCACUCAGCAGAUGAUGUC